Molecule: messenger RNA, 2874 nt
Organism: Cephus cinctus (wheat stem sawfly)
Lineage: Eukaryota; Metazoa; Arthropoda; Insecta; Hymenoptera; Cephidae
Exons: 5
Coding region: 806-2620 (604 amino acids)
Source: RefSeq, a predicted model, not a curated record
GGUUAUCAGUUUGACCCCGUGACAAUUACGAAAAAUUGUCUGAAAAUGGUUGAAAGCCGGUUGAAUGCGGGUACACGGGCUUGCGAAAUAAUUUCGCGGGGAAUCCGCUGCUUUCAGCGCCGUAACGCUCUGCCGUAAGUUAUUAUCCUGAACUCAUAUUUCCGAGAACAGCUGACACAUUGUUCUGCCGGUCAGCGACGCCGCUCAGUUGCUAAUGGUAACUCGCCGAUUUAGCCAGAAUUCUGCGCCUAAAUCUAAAGUCUAAGGGGGGUUCGGAGGCUUUCAUGCUCUGCGAACAUUGUCGAAGUGUUGAAGUAAUCGUUGAAACAAAGGAAGAUUGGAAUUCCUGAAUUAAAUGGCGAAUUGCUUCAACGUCACAAAUCGCUCCAGCUGAUGGGAAUUGAGUGCAUCGAGAACGAUGGUCAAAUUGCCUGGCAUCGAUUAACGGGAAGUCGCGAUUCUUCAGAAACGCUCUUCUUUGGCUUUUACGACGCAAGAUAGAAAAUUGGUAACGAGAGCCAUGCAAAAAGUGACAAAGACUGAUCGAUCUUUCGUAAAGACAUCAUUAGAGCAACUAGCAAAGUUAGCUGCUUCUCUGUCUCUCUUUUGAUCUCAAUUUACAACUUUACUUUGCGGAAUUAGCCUGCCCUACAUGGCAGAUUUGCAACCCGCUGAAACGGAGGAAUUUCAAGAGCAGGAAUUUGGCGUCAGCACCUUGCUCAAUCGGCGAAGAACAGAGCCUUUAAAGAAGCGCUGCCGGUGCCGAUCAGUUUGAUUCGAGCAGUUGCGUGGAUCGCAAGACAAUAUGAAGUCGGACUCACGAAUGCUGGCACAGCUUUUGACAGUGAGCUUUCUCAUCCUGGUGGAAACGAGUGCCGAUGUUCUCGUUCAACCCGGUUACCAUCAACCUGGAUUAAAUCAAGGGCACCAACGCCGACAGGACUCGAGUCAAUACUUGCCGCAGCAAUAUUUUCCACAGCAACAGCAACAGCAACAGCAACAGCAACAGCAAUGGCAACGGCGGGACUCCUCGAAUCCGUACCAGUCGCCGUACACGGCGGCAACGAAUGCUGCAGACCAAAGGGUGUCAACGUCUUUGGUAUCGCCAUUUCUUUUACCACCUUACGUAUCGCCAUUCGGUGGUAUCGGGCCCGCCGGAAGGAUAUUCUCGUUAGGACCGCUGGGCCUUCAAACACUGAGAUUUGGCGCUUUAGGAGGAUACGGGCUCCCCCUUCUCGGGAAUCCACAUUCACAGAGUCAUUUGGCAGCACGUUCUCAAUUUCCAAGGUCAACCGACAGACAGCUCGAAGCCGGAGCUCUUGGGCAUGAAAAGAGAAAUGACACAUUAUCGUCAGCCCCUUGGAAAAAUGAUGAUGUGGCCUCGAAGUCGUCCAUGAAGCCUUUCAGCGAGAGUGAGCGGCGUCCCGCGUUUCCAAUUUCCCAAGUGAACAAUAUAAAUGAGCGUACUACAGGCUGGAAAGGAAAUGGGAAAUCGGACCAUCAAAUAGUGGGCGGGUCGUUGCUCGAUCCUUUGGGUUUGAUUGAAAAAACGGAAAACGCGAUCGAGAAUUUUGGCGAGCACUUGUCCCCGACCUUUAACCCUAUUGGAGUUAUAGGUGGAAAGAACUCUCAUUCGAAUCUUCCUGCGCCACCCGCACCAUAUCUCUGGAGAGAAGCGGACAAUUCGCAAAUUCAGCAAACUCAGAACGCUCCACAGAACGUUCCUCUCGGAUCGCCGGGCAACCCGAAAAGUCAAACGAAGCAAAGUCCUCUCUUAGGAUCGAGAGCUAAUUCUACGGAUUCCCAGGCAUCUACGCUACAUCAAGAAUCUUAUCGUCCAACUUCUUAUCAGAGCGUUCUUCGAGAGUCCAGUCCGUCCAAUCCCGUGGGCUCUCCUGCAAGGCUUGAUGGAGAUCUGGGAGGAGAGAAGCAACGACAUCGGGUAGAUUCGUCCGCGUGGCCUUAUCGUCAGAGAACUUUGGAAAAUCCAACAACUUAUCAGGAUGGAAGUGCAUGGAAAAACGGACAAGCUGCCCGGGGCUCGGAUUCAGCGGGAGACAGGGCGAGUGCGUACAGGGGAAAUCCGGUGACGGGGCAAAGUUCCACAAGCUAUCCCAGCAACCCCAUUGGCAGAACUCAUCCGACAGCAGUGCGCUAUUUCCAGCCCGACGCGGGCGCGGCCUCUCCGUUCUAUGGGAAUCCGAGCUACGGCUACAAUAAGAACGCCAAUGCGCAGGCAGUAAGUCCUAGUCGGACGGGACAGAAUCGGCAGCUUGGUGGGACCCAGCAGAGAACGACAGCUGUCAAUUAUCCAGCCGAGUCGUCAUAUGGACCGAAUAAUGCGGAGAUGGCUGCUAGUCGCAGGGAAAACAUUCCUGCCCAGUACACGUCAGCGUCUCAGGGCAGAACAACUCCACUGUUUCAGGAUUACGAGUAUUCACGACCAUUUUACGGUUACGGUAAUAGUUUUCUUCCAGGAAGACUUGACAGAUUUGGCUCAACUCUUUCUCCUCCAUUCUCCCCACAAGCUUGGCUGCCACGACCUUAUAAUUUUUACAAUGAUCAUGUAUUCGAUGAUAUUGCCGAUUUCUCAUAUCGGUCGUAUCGGCCAACAUUUUAAUUUAUACGAUUUCAUGAAAAUUAUUUAAACGCAAGCUAAUGCACCUUGACUUUACGAGUAUUACGUCUUAAUAAAAAUAGCUAUUUCUAAGAAGCACCUGCAUGCGCUCAUAAAAAUAUCAAUUCCAGCCACUUUUAACAAAGUCAUUUUCCCAUUCACGAUAUAGUAGUGAUUAGGUGUAUUUUUACUCAAGAAGACUACUUAUAUUUCUAUGUAUUCGAAGGUGCAGAAUAAAGAAGGAAAAUUAAAGAGGA